AUUUUAUUUACAUAGAAAUCAGGAAGUGUGCAGGUAGAGGGAUUUCGCCUUAACGAUAGAUUUGUGUAACAUUGCAGGUGGAUAAAGGACGAUGUAAUGGUUCAGACACUCGUUAAGAAAACAUGGGAUUCUGUUUUCUACGUUGUGUCCUUUUCAGCGUCCUGACGGCUUGGACGUUUGGAGACGAUGAACAGGUGAUCUUUGUAUCAGAGCUCUCGUCCAAACCAGCUCAGAAGUUGUCAAAAUUCAGUUGGUACGGCAACGUGAGGCUGCAGAGGUUUCAUAUACCAGAGGAAACUGCCAUCGCUCGCUGGCUGUUCUCUGUCACCAAGGGUCACAACUUCUACUGUGGACAGCACAACGUCACCAUUCAUAUUCGAUGGGGUGCCCCUCCAGUCAUAAACCCAACAGGAUCAAAGUUUCCUAAUGCAACGCUGUGGAGCCCCAGUCUUUCUCUGAUCCUACCAGUGACGUCACACAGCUCCACGACCUUCAACCUUUCCAGUCCUGCUCCUGGUGAUUGGUACAUUGCUGCCCACUUGCCUGAAGACGAUGGGCGCAUAGAGCAGAAGGGCUUUCCUUCCUGCUCAUACUUCUUCCAACCUCAGCUAUCAAUCAGGAGAGCAGUGGACACUCCCACUUUACAACAGGGCAUAUUCCUGCAGCAGACCGCAGCUCCUGACACACCUGCACGCCUUAAGUUGUAUGUUCCAGAGUUUGCCUCUUCCCUCUCCGUCUCUGUGGCUGAUUGCUCAUCAGGGGAGGGAGCAGACAGUGGAAACUGUUUGCUGGUCCUCAGGAUUGGCUCUGUCUCUCUGCAACAUGGCCCAGUAAGAAUGAACUGCUCAGGGAUUGGCUGCUCUGCAGCUCUUACCAACCCACCUUGGGACUCCUGGUUACAAGUUGUUGUGGAGAGCAGAGACAACCGCACUGUGAUCUUUAGUAUCUCCUCAAACUACACAGUGGGAUGUAAGCCAAAAAGUGUUGGCCUUACAGCAGAUGACGACAUCAACAAGCUUCGGGGCAACAGCAGCUAUACCAACUCAACAUCAGCAGGCAAUGUCUCAGCAGUUAUAGAUGCUGCUGCCUUUAGCAACAAAUCAGCAUCACUGUUAACACCUCCGCUGGCGUCAGCAUGCGUGUGGAGCGUCCCUGUGCUGUACGAGGAGAUGGAUGUUCUGUCGCUCCGAUUCACUCCUGUCAAUGGGCCCAAUGUCAACGUUACGCAUACACACCCCACUCUGCUCACCUACCCCCUGCACACACAAGCCACUGGUGGUACACUCAACCUGAAGCUCACACUCAACACUACUAAUGUAACCCUGGGGAACAGCAGCAAUGUGGUGGCCUGUCUCUCUCCCUGGGCUCCAGUCCUCGAGCUCAACCAGUCUCAGCCCUGCCACACAGGUUUGUUCGGAGGAUAUGGUGUUGUUGUGAAUGCCAGCGCACCUAAAGCUGUGCUCAGGCUGCCUUUCCCUCACUCAACGACAUGGUACCUCACCCUGCAGCUCACAUGUAACAGCAGUGACUGUGGGAAUACAUCAUUGGUGUCUGUGGUGCCAGAGGUGUUCAUCAGUGCCUGUGUAGAGGACUGUGGAACAUACGGAGAAUGUAGACUACUGAGAUCCUACAGCUACCUGUACGCUGCCUGCGUCUGCAAGGCUGGCUGGAGUGGUUGGGGCUGCACCGAUGAUUCGACAGCUCAGUCUUACCGUCGUCAGUUGACAGCAACUUUGUUGCUCACACUCAGUAACCUGUUCUUCCUGCCUGCUAUCGUGGUGGCCAUCAAGCGCUGCUACAUCACUGAGGCCUCCAUCUACCUCUUCACGAUGUUUUUCUCUACGUUCUACCAUGCAUGUGACCAGCCAGGUGUAGCUGUACUGUGCAUAAUGGACUACGAUACCUUACAAUACUGUGACUUCCUGGGGUCAAUCUGCUGCAUCUGGGUCACCAUCUUGUGCAUGGCUCGCAUCAGAGACACAUUCAAAUAUACUCUGUUUCUUCUUGGGGCUCUGCUGAUAGCCAUGUCAAUGCAGCUGGACCGCAAAGGUCUAUGGAACCUGCUCGGCCCCAUCCUCUGUGCCAUACUCAUCAUGGCCACUGCCUGGGUGUACCGAGGGGUGCGGCGACGACACUGUUACCCACCUUCUUGGAAACGCUGGGUUCUCUUCCUGAUCCCAGGGGCAAUCUGUGCCCUGAUCGGAGUAUGCUUGUUUAUUUUUGCCGAGACUGAGGACAACUACUACUACAUACACUCGUUGUGGCACAUCCUGGUGGCCAUCUGUGUGGUGUUCCUGCUGCCACCCAAGGAGAAGAACAGGGAGGCAUUGGGCUGGAGCAGGGGCUGGAACUGGAGCUGGAGACCCCGGGUCUGUGGAUACACGCUCUGUGAGAGCAGCAAGGACGAACUCUACACUGUCACAUAGACGGACCAGAGAUGCUGCAGGAAAGCAAAGUGACGAGGCAAUGAUUGUCCCACAGACAUUCACAUAGCGUACACAAGGAGAGGGUGUCUGCUGCUGUUUGCUGAAAAAUCCAACCCUUCAAAGGACCCUAACAAAAAGAAUUUAAUUUAAAAAUGAAAUGUAGAACUAUAAUCUGACAUUUAAAUGUGUACAUUUACAGAAAGUUUGAAACUGUUCUUAUAUUUGAAAAUAAAAGAUCUGUUAAAGUUAGCUAAAUUAGCUUAAACAGCUUACAGACAUCCUGAAAUACACACACACACACACACACUCUGUUUAACCCAAAUCAAACCUGCUGAAACCUCCAAGGUGGUCCACUGCACCAGCUCAGGUGUGAACAUCAGAACCUUCAGGUAGCACACCACCUGACACGUGACCUCAUGACCCGGAGUUUGUACAUGUUACGUGUGUACAUAUUUUAUUAGGUUAGGACAUUAAUGUUCGAAAUAUUUAUAAUGAACAGCACUUUGUGGAGCUCUUUUAAGUCUUUAUAUGCAGCCUAUGAUUGAGUGUGCUGAUAAAGCACACUAUAUUUAUAGCUGAUGUAAACACCAUCUCUCCCUCUUGUAUUUUCCCUUUGUGCCCUUUGUGCUUGAUUUUCAUCUGCCAGGUAGUUUAAAGAACCCUCCAAAUUGUUUGACAAAACAAUAACUUAAAGAUCUCUUAAAUUUAAAGUCCUCCUCCUAACGUUGUUCUGGAACUUUCAGUCGUCUAACAUGGUCUAAAUCAGCAGAGGAAAUUACCUUUUAAUCUUCAAAAUGUAUCACUGCAGAAGGCUAAACAAAAAUGAUGAAACAAAAACAUCUAAUAGAACUUAUUUAAGACCAGUAAACUGUUGUUUAAGUCAUCCCAUAACACUAACCUCAGCUGCUUCACUUUCUUCCAUGUUUCUGUGCAGCACAUUCUCAUCCAGCAGCCCGUGUGAACAGGUGGAUAGAUUAGUGUGUAAUAGUUUGGGACACAGUGUGCCUCCUCAUUAACAAAAUAUAUAUAUAUAUAUAUAUAUAUAUCUCCAUAUAAAAUUCUGAAUGUGCCAGGAUGUUAUGUUCAUGUACAGAUGUAUAUGCAGCUUGUAUUGAAAGUGGAUGACUCAGUGUCCUUUCUUUUCUGUUCUGUAAUGUUUUUUUCCCCCACCCUAAAACCUAACAAAGUAACAUUCGUUGUGAAGCACUUUCAUGAUUAAUAAGCUUAUUCCACUGUGUAAUGUACAUAGCUCAUAUGUGUAUGAACGGGCACUUUAUGAAUGUAUGUUCAGACUGCUGUGUCCAGUGCCUCCUCUUGUCUGUAUUUUUGUGUGAAUGGGAGUUUGAUAUGUAUUGUGUGAAUGUGUGUGAGAUUGUGUGUGUCCAUAUUUUGUUAAGAUAUAAUACACAGUUUUGUUUUGUCUACUUUUGUGUGAUGAUUUUCACAGUGUGAUUUUGCAUAUGUUUGCAUAUGCAAAUUGAACACAUCCGUCACACUGGCAAAGACUUCCUUUUAUUGUCAACAUUGGUUUUUUUACCCUCAUGUUUAAGACUGUGGAUCACUUUAUUUAAUUGCUAAGUUUGAGUUUAAAAUAGGAAUUCUGCUCCCACAAUAUACUGUAGCUCUCACUGCUUGUAAGAAUGAAGAAAUGUAAUGUUCUAUGUGAAUCAUUUUACUUCCUGGUACUGGACAGCUGCUUCAAUCAGUUAAAAAACCCAGACAGCAUUUAGUCCACCAAAAAUAAAUCUAUUGUAUAAAGA
Scatophagus argus is the source of this 4186-nucleotide messenger RNA. It is a transcript of the gene pgap6, whose product is annotated as post-glycosylphosphatidylinositol attachment to proteins 6. The transcript is spliced from 13 exons. The record is from RefSeq and is a predicted model, not a curated record. Gene Ontology annotation, cellular component: plasma membrane. NCBI's taxonomy places the organism in Eukaryota, Metazoa, Chordata, Actinopteri, Scatophagidae. The coding region runs from base 123 to 2426 and encodes 767 amino acids.